Camellia sinensis is the source of this 1350-nucleotide messenger RNA. NCBI's taxonomy places the organism in Eukaryota, Viridiplantae, Streptophyta, Magnoliopsida, Ericales, Theaceae. The record is from RefSeq and is a predicted model, not a curated record.
AUGGCAUCUUCAUAUAUAACUUGGGUGCACCACGGGGAACAUGUUCUCGUGUCUCAUCCUAGUGUAUCAAAUGACCAAUGUGGAGGUAGUGGCGAAUGUAUGCCAGAUAUCGAUGAUCUGCUCAUGGGUGAAUUGCCUAUUAUGUUGGAAGAAAUUUACGUGAGUGGUCUUAUGGAUGAUCAUACCGACGAGGAACCUAAUGGUUUGGAGAGGGACGAUUUGCAUAAGUUCAUUAGGUUAUUCGAAGAUACACAACGCAAAGUUUACCUGACAUGUGAAAAGUUCUCUAUGUUAUCAUUCGUCAUUAAGAUGCUUCAGGUGAACAACAAAUGGAGCAACAAGUCAUUCGAUAUGGUUAUGCAGGUAUUCAAGGACAUUCUACCAGAAUGUGAUCAAACUGUUCCAUGGACACUCUAUGAUGCUAAGAAGUUUUUACGUGACUUGGGUUUGGGAUAUGAAACAAUUCAUUCGUGCAAGAAUGAUUGUGCACUAUUUUGGAAGGAUAGUGCAAAUUUGGAGAAAUGCCCUACAUGUGAUGCAUGUAGAUACAAGUUAAAUGAUGAUGGUGGUAAAAAGAUUCCACACAAGGUAUUGCGGUACUUUCCUUUGACACUGAGGUUGAAAAGACUGUAUAUGUCCAAAAAAACUGCCGCAGAUAUGAGAUGGCACAAUGAGAAGCGUGUGGAUGAUGACUUAUUAAGGCAUUCGGCCGAUGGUGAAGCAUGGAAGGACUUUGAUAAGCAACAUCCGACGUUUUUUGAUGACUCUCGAAAUGUAAGGCUAGGGCUGGCAACAGAUGGUUUCAAUCCAUUUGGAAAUAUGAGCACAUCAUAUAGCAUGUGGCCUGAUUUACGAAGUAAAAUAUGGUAUAUGGGUGCUCGUCGCUACUUGUUUGAGAACCACACUUGGCGAACAAGUGAGCUCUUCAACAGUCAAACGGAGCAUAGGUCCAAACCUUUGGACUUAUCAGGGGAACAAAUACUAGAGCAAAUUGAUUCUAGGACUUACAAGCCAUAUGAAAAGCACCCACAAAAUAAAAAACGACAAAGGAAUAAAAAUCAAAAUUUGAAUUGGACCAAGAGAAGCAUUAUGUUUGACUUGACCUAUUGGAAAACGUUGAAGCUUCGACACAACCUUGAUGUCAUGCAUAUUGAAAAAAAUAUAUGUGACAAUGUCAUUGGGACACUUUUGAGCGUAGAUGGAAAGAACAAGGACACAGACAAAGCACGCUUAGAUUUGGAGGACAUGAGAAUACGUAAAGAGUUACACUUGAUGAGGCGUUCUAAUGGGUCCUUUGAGAAGCCUUCCGCAUUGUACACAUUGUUUGUGAAAGAGAGAGAGCUUUUGUGA